Vespula vulgaris is the source of this 4267-nucleotide messenger RNA. RefSeq lists its product as uncharacterized. NCBI's taxonomy places the organism in Eukaryota, Metazoa, Arthropoda, Insecta, Hymenoptera, Vespidae. Bases 231 to 3806 code for a protein of 1191 amino acids. Gene Ontology annotation, biological process: spliceosomal snRNP assembly. Gene Ontology annotation, cellular component: SMN complex. The transcript has 7 exons. Gene Ontology annotation, molecular function: RNA helicase activity; RNA binding; ATP binding. The record is from RefSeq and is a predicted model, not a curated record.
CAAGUAAUGUGAUUUUAUAUGUGAUGAAAGUUUGUAGCUUGCGAUGACAAGUUUAAAUGUUGAAAUCGAUUAUUUGUUAAUGAAUGAACUAUUUAUGAAUUUUAGGAUAAACUGAUGUGUUUACAAUUUUUUUUAUAUAGUAUUAUUGGUUAAUAAUAACUAUUAAACGUCGAUGUAAUUAUAAUUAAGUAGCAAUAAGAAAUUUACAGUUAACCUCACAUAACAAAAACAUGUUGCAUGCUAUUGCUCAUGAUGUAAAAAAGAAGCCACGCACUAAAGAUGUUAAAAUAUUAGAAGAUGUAACUUUCUCUCAAAUGGGACUCUCUCAAUAUAUUUUAAAUGGGUUAGCUAAUUGUGGUUUUCAAAGUCCAUCUCCUAUACAACUCAAAGCUAUACCAUUAGGACGUUGUGGUUUUGAUUUAAUAGUAAAAGCAAAAUCUGGAACUGGAAAGACAUUAGUAUUUGGUACUGUGGCUCUUGAAAUGAUAGAUGUUCAAGUAUCUACUGUACAAGUUUUAAUAUUAGCACCUACAAGAGAAAUAGCUAUCCAAAUUUCUGAAGUUUUGUCAUCUAUUGGUUCAGCAUUGAAAGGACUGAAAGUUGAAUCUUUUAUUGGAGGAAUGGUUUUAGACGGUGAUAAAAAAAAACUUAAGGUAUGUCAUAUAGCAGUUGGAGCUCCAGGUAGAGUAAAACAUUUGAUAGAAAAAGGAUUCCUUAAAACUGAUAAUAUUAGAUUAUUUGUACUUGACGAAGCAGAUAAAUUAAUGGAAAAUAGUUUCCAAGGAGACAUCAAUUAUAUUUUUUCUAAAUUACCAUUUAGUAAACAAGUUAUAGCAUCAAGUGCAACUUACUUAGGAGAUUUGGAAUCUUUUCUUAAAAUGUAUAUGUGUUCACCAGUAUUAACAUCUCCAGAUAAUGAUGGACCAAUUCUUGUUGGUUUAAAACAAUUUGUUUCUGUAGUACCUUCACAUCCAUAUACAAUGAAACAGGUCGAGAUAAAAGUAGAAGAGCUUAUCAAGAUUUUUAAUAAAAUUCCAUUUAAACAAUGUUUAGUAUUCUCAAAUUAUCAAUCAAGAGCACAAUCUGUAUGUAAUAAAAUCAAUUCAAUGGGUUUUUCUGCUACUUACAUAAUAGGAAAUCAAGAUAUGGUUAAGCGACAACAGGCUAUUAAAAAAUUAAAGACACUUAAAUGUAGAAUAAUGCUAACAACUGAUUUAACUGCUAGAGGUAUUGAUGUUGAAAAUGUAAAUUUAGUUGUCAAUCUUGAUAUACCUGGAGAUGCAGCUACGUAUUUACAUAGAAUUGGAAGAGGUGGUCGUUAUGGAUCUUACGGAAUUUCUAUCACAAUUAUUUCAGACAAUGAAUUAGAGUUGUUCAAGGAUAUAUUAGGAACUGUUGGAGGAAAUAAUUUUUCUAUUGCUAAGCUUCCUGUAGAGUAUCCACUUAAUAUUUGGAAUUGUGAUUAUUCAGCAUUUGAUAAGAUUUUUGGAAAAUGUGAUCGUGAUACAGACGAAGAAGAAAUUGGCAAUAGUAGACUUGAUUCAGAUGAUAGUUUGCCUACUCUUAUAUCUCACGAGAAAUCUCAAUGUGACGAAGUAUUGUUAGAGGAUAAUAAAAAUAAUGCAGGUAACAUUCAGUUAUCCUUCAAUGAAAAUAUGUUAAAUCAAAUAAUAAUUAAUAAUCCAGUAUGUGAAAAUAGUAAAUCUUCUAAAGAUAUAACUAUAUCAAAAUCAGAAGAUACAAUUAAUUCGUUACCUGCACAGCACAUAAAAGAAAAGAACAAACUUGAAUGUUCUUUAAGAAAUCAAAUGGAAAAAGAAAUACCAAAGUUUGAUACUUCAUCUAUUGAACCAACAUCAACGAAUUUAUACGAAUUUCAAUUAAUAAAUGAUUCCAAUAAUCCAUCUAAGUUUCAAAAACUUAAUAAAGAUGUUGUGUUUAAAGUUGAUUUAUCUAAUAUUGACCAGGAUGAAUUAUUAAAUAUUCAUGAUAAUAAAAUGAUGGAGUAUUUGAAAUUUACAAUCAAUAAGAAAUGUGCUACAAAUAUGUCUACUCAGAUAAAUAAUAAAAUUAAUUCUGGAAUUACGAGUGAUAAUAAUUUAAUAUUUGAAAAUAAGGAAGAACAAAGCCACUUCACAAAAAAGAAUAAUAUUUCGUAUGUUGAGUUAUCAGAAGAUACAGAAGAUAUUGGUGUUUCUUGUAUUAAAGAAUUAUUGAACUAUAUGCAAAUACAUGAAGAAAGUUUUAAAAAACGGGAUAAACUUGAUACUGGCCAUGAUGAAGAUUCUAUACUAAAUAUAGCAUCAGGAUGGAAUAAACAGCUUAAGUUUGAAAUUUAUUUAUUAGACAAUACAAUGUCAAAUUCUAUUUAUGGAACUAUAGAAAAAGAAUAUUGUUUAGCUUUAAAAACUUUUCUGCAAAUACAAAGGAAAGCUUUUCUCUGUAUUUAUCCCGAACUUCGUACUGACGAAGAAAUUGAUGAUACCUAUGCAUAUUCAUUACAAAUAUCCAAAAAUUUCAUGGAUGUUUACAAAACAAUAGAAGAUUUUAAAAGUUGUUAUAGAAAAUGUGGAAAAAAAUUUGAUGCUUACUUUCCUUAUCCAAUGAAGGAAGAUGCUUUUAUGCCAAAUUUAAUGAUAUCUGAUAAAGAAAUUGAAGAUUAUCGUAAGGCAUUACAAUAUUUACAACAACCACCAGAUAUUACAUUAAGACUCAUAGAGUGGAUUAAACAUUUUACUGUCUUAGAUCAAUUUGAAUAUAAUAAUUUAAUUACUAAAAUAAAAGAACAAGGAAAAAUAUCUUUUGAUGAAUUAUUUGCUUUUAUACAACAAGAGAAUAUCAAAAAGAUAAAUAAUAAAGUUAAAUUAAAGAAAGAUUCUUCGUAUUCUGCAAUACAAGAAAAUAGUUGUAUUCCAUUAAUAAAUCAUAAUUAUACAAAUGAUUCUAUAUUAGAUCAGAUUCAUGAAGAUCCAGAAGACAUAAAGAAACUUGGUGAGGAAAUGAAUGCAAUGAAUUUGCAAAAUAAAUUAAAUAAAAAUUCUAAUGUAAUAGAACAUUUAGUUACAUGCGAUCAAAAAUGUAGUACAAAUGCACAAACAACAGAUAAAAGUAAUCAAACUGACUUUCCAAAUGCAUCGUCUUUGGAUAUUCAUAAUGCCAGAAAAGAAAGCUUAUUAUCAGCUCCAAUUCUAAAUAAAAAAACAAAAUAUAAUUAUAUACGAAAGAAAUAUUCAACAAAAACAUCUAUGAAUUCAUACAGAUCUGUACCACAAAAAAGCUUAAAUGCUAUUCAAACUGUUUCUGUUCCAUUAGCACAACAAGUAAAUCCAGAAACUAUUAGUAUAUAUAAACAAAUUCAUAGCUUUGAUGAUCACUCAGUUCCUAAAAAAUGUUUAAAUACAAAACAAAAUUCUAAUAUCAACGUACAAAUGCAGUGUCAUAGGAAAAACUGUAAUACAGAUACAAAAUCAGAUGGAAUUUCUUCUCAUUGCGAUGUUAAUAAUUGGAACAGUUAUAAUCAUAAUAUAGAUCCUUGGAUUCAACCAUACUCUUUUUAUAACAAUUAUACAGAUAACAACUUUUCUUACAAUCUAAAUUAUGAUACGUGUCAGAAGCAAACUUCUCCAAAUAGUGAUUAUUAUAAAUUAAAAAUUAAUCAAAAUACAUCAAAUAAUUCUGUAAAUUCAGAUGAUAAAGAAGAAAUAGACAUUGAAGAAUUAUUUACAUCCAUUAGAAUACAAACUAAUAAUUUACACUGGCAAAUUUAUCAGUCUCAAAUGUUAGAACAGUACAGUGAAAAUGAAUAGUGAUGAUCAAAUGAUGUGCUUAUGAAUACACAUAUACAUACAUAUGUAUAUAUAAAAUAUUACUACUUAUAAAUUGAAUGUUACCUUAUUUUUGGUCAUGAUUUCUAACGAUUGAUUUAUAAUCGAUUGGUAAUAUAUAAUGAUAUGCGAAACGAUCGAUAGUAAAAGGUCAUAUGUUAGUGGUAUGCAUUUAUAAGAUACAUGUUCUGUGUGCCAUGUGUAACCUUUUACCAUCGAUACCGUACUACCUGAUCUUACGUAAUUCAAUUGAUCUUUCUCGAUUGAAUUUUGUGGGAUUACAAAUCGUAUAUGUCCUAUUGAGUAAAAAGAUCGAUGUAAAAGACGCGUAUUAUAUAGUUUUAGGGUUAGGAAGUAUAUUACAUGUAUGGUUAUGUAAAUAUAAAAUAUAAGAACUUCCUAAUGCUUUCUACAAUAAAAGUUAUUUUUUUAUAAUAAUUCUA